Messenger RNA from Anopheles marshallii, 2331 nucleotides. RefSeq names its product serine/threonine-protein kinase fused-like. The coding region runs from base 1 to 2331 and encodes 776 amino acids. Gene Ontology annotation, cellular component: cytoplasm. Lineage: Eukaryota; Metazoa; Arthropoda; Insecta; Diptera; Culicidae. Gene Ontology annotation, molecular function: ATP binding; protein kinase activity. The transcript has 4 exons. Gene Ontology annotation, biological process: protein phosphorylation. The record is from RefSeq and is a predicted model, not a curated record.
AUGGAAAAGUAUGUGCUAGGUGAACUUAUUGGAGAAGGUUCCUUCGGAAAGGUUUAUAAGGCUGUUGAGAAAUAUACGGCGACCCCUGUUGCUAUCAAAAUUAUAAACAAGCGAGGCCGUUCCGGGCGUGAAUUGAAAGGGUUGAGAGGGGAAUGUGAAAUACAGCGAAAUCUUAAACAUCCUAACAUUAUUCGCAUGUUAAACUCUUUCGAAACCAAUAACGAAAUCAUAGUUGUGACCGAGUACGCUAAAACUGAUUUGCACAGUUUACUUCGCGAUGGAUCGCUUGAAGAACCAAAGACUCAACGUAUCACCUUCAAUCUUGUAUCUGCAUUAUACUAUCUACAUUCGCAUCGCAUACUACAUCGGGAUUUAAAGCCGCAAAAUAUAUUGUUAGAUCGGAACAUGUGUGCAAAGUUAUGCGAUUUUGGAUUUGCUCGCAACAUGACAAUGGGUACUCAUGUUUUGACAUCAAUUAAAGGAACACCGCUGUAUAUGGCCCCAGAGCUGUUGGAGGCAAAGCCCUACGAUCAUCACGCCGAUCUGUGGUCGCUAGGAUGCAUUAUUUACGAAAUGCUUGCUGGUGAACCACCGUUCAGUUCCACUUCGAUGAUACAUUUAGUUCGCCUCAUUCGCCAUCAGUAUAUCAAAUGGCCCAGCUUCCUAACAAGUAAUUGUAUUUCAUUCGUUCAAGGUUUACUUGAGCGCGAUCCUUCUAAACGUAUAAGCUGGACCAGAAUUCUAAAUCAUCCUUUCGUGAAAGGGCAUAUUGUGACUGUAGACGAGAACGUUCCCCAAUCUCCUUUUACACAUCCGCUUACUGCCUCGCAAUCGCGAGAAAAAAAUAAUCAAGCCCAAAAAAUGAUGAACAAAGGGAAAAUCAACAAAACACCGCAAACUGUAUCAUGCGACGAAGAUCUAACUACGUCUAAGGACAGCAUCUAUGUAAUGUUGCAAAGCGACAUAGAGUAUCAAGAAACAGAUACAGAUGAAUGUACGAAUUAUAUCAAAACCGGCGAAGAUUCUUUGACGAAUGUAGUCAAUCUUACCUUUCAAGAGCAGGUUAAUAAUUUUUAUGAUGCAUGUACUGGUGAACAACAAACAAGGGCCAUUCUUUUUCUUGAAAAUCCCAAUCUUGCCGUCAACCGUUUCAAUGACAACUUUCCCAUCAUGUCACUACAUCAAAAUGGCUUAGAGCUUCAAACUUCAAAGGAAUAUGUUAGUCAAGGAUGUGUUGGCUCACAAGAACCAGAAAGACGAAAACUGAGUCAAAGCAUUGACAAUUUCUCAAUGCGUAUCGAAUCGGGCAUUGAAGCAUUCAAUCAAAAUCCAGCUAUGUUCAGAAUGUCUAGCGCUUUGGUUGUAGCUGAGGAAAAUCAAAGAGAAAAAGUCCCAGAAAAAUUUACUCCGAGCUUACUUCCCGGGUGGGACUCAUGUGAUGAAUCGCAAAACCCUCCCAUAGAAAAUGAAGAAUGGCUUGCGUUCCUACAACGUUCCAUACAGGAAGUACUGGAUGGUGAAAUGGAAUCGCUAAAACAACAAAAUUUUGUAUGUAUUAUCGUCGCACCAUUACGAAAUCGACGUGCAAGCGCGAAGGUAGUAGAGAAUGUAGCUCAUUUGCUUAGCCUUCCGUUAGCGAUCAGCACACCACCAACAAUUUUAAGGGAUAUAAUUAAUGUGUAUGGAGAAUUGAAACUAGUACCCAAUUUAGUAUACGCUUCGAAACUAUUGUGCAACAAACGAUUUCACGAAGAUUCUUUGAGCAAUGAAAGUCAACCAGGGAUGAGCGUUAAUCCUUCGAUGUACUCUGUUUGCCAUGUUUCUACAUUAGACAACGAUGAGAUAAAAACCCUUAUAGCCGUGUACGAUUUGAUUUGUUAUCUUAUUCACUUGGGAGAUAUGUUUCUGAGUCAGUUUUGCGAUGCUAUCGAAAUUCUUGGCGCCAAAGAACUAUUUGUUAAUUUCAUUGCCGCAGCUCAUGUCAAUCAUGAGUACGUUCGAUUAGUAUGUUCAUUACUAGCACUUCUCAACUGUGCCUUACGGGAACUUCCGGAAAAUGCAGAGAUCAUCGAGCAAAUAGUAUUUCACGAGAAUGUAAACUUCACGUUACUGUUGAAGCACGAUAACGCUUUCCUUCGACUUCGUACCUGCAUGCUAAUUCGGAUAUUGGCCAGAUUCAGUUGUCUAGCUAUGCAAAAACGUUGGGCAAACGAAAUAAAAGAACACUUAGAAGAACUUCUUUUGGACGACAAUCAGGAUGUUAAAAAGGAAGCAAAAAGUGCAAUUGAAGAAUUUAAAUAUCUUAGCUGUGUUACUGCAGAAACAUGCUGA